Messenger RNA from Schistocerca nitens (vagrant locust), 3261 nucleotides. Its product is annotated as zinc finger protein 493-like. Gene Ontology annotation, biological process: regulation of transcription by RNA polymerase II. The record is from RefSeq and is a predicted model, not a curated record. Gene Ontology annotation, molecular function: RNA polymerase II cis-regulatory region sequence-specific DNA binding; DNA-binding transcription activator activity, RNA polymerase II-specific. The transcript has 6 exons. Bases 367 to 2499 code for a protein of 710 amino acids. NCBI's taxonomy places the organism in Eukaryota, Metazoa, Arthropoda, Insecta, Orthoptera, Acrididae. Gene Ontology annotation, cellular component: nucleus.
ACAAUAACAGCUGAGUUGAUGACGGUGUGUGAAUGUUGUAAUUUUUCAGGUUAUGUUCAUAACAGCCAAAUACCUGAUUUAUUAGUGGUUGCUAUUUUUGGCCUGUCCGGUAAAGUCGCUACGUGUAUCUUCAUAAAAGAAACGGUUGAGAUUAUGACGUGUUGUCAGAAGCAGUUUGCCUAUGCAGUGAUUUCCGUCAUGUAUUUCGUGACUGACGGGAAAAGGCGGACAGUGAAGUUCUAACAUUCGCUAUGUUAGUGCGGUUAUGUUGACUUAAGUGUCAUAAUGUUCGUGAUAAUUUGCUGUGAUCUGAUGUAGACAUAGAGCGGCGCCAGAUUGUAGUGCUAACACUGUAGAACUGAAGCAAUGGACCAGGACCCAACUAUGUGGAUAAAAAAAGAGGAAACAGAUGAAGUAAAAAUUGAGUUACACUCCAUGUUUCUUGAAGAUCGAUUAAAGACUGAAGGACCUAGUGUUUCGGUAAAGCAAGAUUCUGAAGUGAAACAGCAUGCUGAUGGAUCAGAGCAUAAUUCUGUUAAAGAUCCAUUUGGAAUAUCUUGGUCCACUGAUUUUAUCAAGGAGGAUCCUGAAUUGAAUUUGGAAAUUGUCACUGAGGAUAUUGUGGAAACCUCAACAAGAUACACACAUGAUAGUGCAAGAUUGACUCAGAGUACUGGUGGGAGCUGUGGCAUAUUAUGUGAGGAAACUUAUCACCAUGGGCUAGUCCAGGAUAAGUUGGUGAUAGACAUGAAGACAUCAACACACGAGUUCGGUCCCAAUACAGAAGAUGUGAUUAUUGACAAGGCGUGCUCAGAUGCUACCCGAUAUGACUGUAGUACAAGAGAAAAGGAAUUUCAUGUAUAUAGCUGUAAUUUCUGCCUAGAAAGCUUUCCUUCCAAAUACAGACUCAUAAUGCAUGUGUUUAUGCACAUUGGUGGUACGCAACCACCUUUGUAUGUUUGUAAGUGGUGCGGUGAGGUAUUUCACAGUAAUGUUAGUUUGAAAAAACAUUUGAGAAUGAGUGAGAAUUCUGUCUUACCUGCUAGCAACCAUGAAAAGUAUGGCGAUAGUGAUCAUCAUCAAAGCAAUAUCUUCUCGGAUAGUGAGCGAGAAGUUUCUGUUACAGAACACAAUGAGCAGUCUUCGUGUAAGGAAACUUCGAAAGCUUCAAAGAAGUCCUCUAAUGACAGGCGUUACACACAUAUGAGAAAUGAUACGGAGAAAUCAAAUGAUUAUGGAGCUUCAUCUACAGCUGUUAAUGUCACUCCCCAGGCUGAUCUACUUACUGCAAACAGAACCCACAAAUGUGAUAUUUGUGGCAAAUUGUUUGCUAGGUCAUGUUAUCUGAAGACUCACGUAUCAAUUCACACUGGAGAGAAACGUCACAAAUGUGAUAUUUGUGGCAAAUUGUUUGCUAGGUCAUGUUAUCUGAAGACUCACUUAUUAAUUCACACUGGAAAGAAACCUCACAAAUGUGAGGUUUGUGGGAAAUCUUUUGCUACAUCAGGUGAUCUCAAGAAACACACAUUAUUUCACACUGGACAGAAAGCACACAAAUGUGACAUCUGUGGGAAAUCUUUUACUACAUCAGGUGAUCUCAAGAAACACACAUUAAUUCACACUGGACAGAAAGCACACAAAUGUGACAUCUGUGGGAAAUCUUUUACUAGGUCAAGCAGUCUCAAGGCACAUUCUUUCAUUCACACUGGACAGAAACCUAACAAAUGUGAUAUUUGUGGGAAAUCUUUUGCUAUAUCAGGCAAUCUCAAGAAACACAUAUUAAUUCACACAGGAAAGAAACCUCACAAAUGUGAGAUUUGUGGGAAAUCUUUUGCUACAUCAGGUGAUCUCAAGAAACACACAUUAAUUCACACUGGACAGAAAGCACACAAAUGUGACAUCUGUGCGAAAUCUUUUACUAGGUCAAGCAGUCUCAAGGCACAUGCUUUCAUUCACACUGGAAAGAAACCUCACAAAUGCGAGAUUUGUGGGAAAUGUUUUACUAUGUUAGGCUAUCUUAAGAAACAUACAUUCUUCCACACUGGAAAGAAACCUCACAAAUGUGAGAUUUGUGGGAAAUCUUUUGCUAUAUCAGGUGGUCUCAAGAAACACACAUUAAUUCACACUGGACAGAAAGCACACAAAUGUGACAUCUGUGGGAAAUCUUUUACUACGUCAAGCAGUCUCAAGGCACAUGCUUUCAUUCACACUGGAAAGAAACCUCACAAAUGCGAGAUUUGUGGGAAAUGUUUUACUAUGUUAGGCUGUCUUAAGAUACAUACAUUCUUCCACACUGGAAAGAAACCUCACAAAUGCGAGAUUUGUGGGAAAUCUUUUGCUGUAUCAGGUGAUCUCAAUAGGCACGUAUUAAUUCACACUGGAAGAAAGCCUCAUAAAUGUGUAAUCUGUGACAGAAGUUUCACUCAAUUGAGUAAGCUCAAGACACAUGCAUUACUCCACUUGAGAAAGAAACAAGUAGGUGUUAGUUUAAGCAAAUAGGUAUCCCUGGUUGGUGCUCUCAAGGCCUGUAAAAUAAUGGAUGUAGCAGGGAGAUAAUAAAUGGUAAUGACUGUGAAAUAACAGUAUAAUGUGGUAGAAUUGUGAAAAAAUGUGUAAUUAUGUGUACUUUAGAGCGGUAGCAGAUAAAAUGGCAAUAUAAAAAUCCGUAUCUGCAGCUUGAAAUGUCAAGAAAUUGUAUUGCUAAAUAUGCCUCAAACGUGAAUCAAAUGUUUGUCAUUAACACUGCUAUUUUUUCCUAUCGAUCUUGAGACAAGAGGAUUCUGAAUUGUGAUAAAUCCUUACCUUCGUCAGUAAUUAUAAGUAGCAUGCAAUAUUCAGUAUAAGGCCAAGGAAAUGUCAUGACUUUCUGAUUAUUAUCCCUAACAUAGUCAUCAUGUAUUACUUGAAACUCUGCAUUUUAGAAACAAUGUUAGCAAUUGGGUACCCAUAUAUUAUGGCACUUCCUUCACUCAGACUUGUAAACUCAACACUGGAGAAACAUGAUUAUGGCAAUUAUUUUACUCAGGUAUGUUUUCUCAAGAGAUUUGCUCUGUGUGUCGUUAAUAGUGUAUACAUUUGUUCUGUUAGUAAUAAUCCUGCAUUAGUAAAUGUAGCAACAAAUAUAACAACCUGCUUAAUAGCAUGAUUGUCCACGUUUGGAACACAAUGCGUAGACACAUCUACAUGAUAGGGACUUGACAAGUUGUUUACAUGUUUCUGGAAGUGUUGCACCAGAUGUUUUAUUAAAUCUUAUUUCAUGUA